UAAGGUCAUGAAGUUUGCAAAGUGGGUUCCUGUUUUUCUUUUAAGGCUUUUGGCCUUGGGAGGCACUGUGGCUGCAACCAUUGUUAUGGUCACCACCAAUGAUUUUUCUCAAAUCUUUGGUCUCACCUUUGAAGCCAAGUUCACCAGUUCACCAACUCUCAUAUACUUUGUUGUUGUCAAUGCCAUUGCCAGUGGGUACAGCCUCAUAGUUCUUUUAUUCACUUCAAAGAAUUGGGCUAGACGCGUUUUGCUUGUUUCAGAUACGAUUAUGACAUUGUUGCUGGAUUCAAGCAUAUCAGCAUGUCUAGCACUGGCACAAGUGGGGAAGAAUGGGAACAGUCAUGCUGGUUGGUUGCCAAUCUGUGGGCAAGUUUCAAACUUCUGUGAUCAUGUUGAAGGAGCUCUCAUUGCUGGUUUUGCAGCUUUUGUGCUCUAUUUUCUGCUUCUUCUUUACUCUUUCCACAAUGUCUUCAGUCUUUACACCCUUAAAACCUAGCUAGCUAACAAGUUUGGUCUCAUGUUUAGUUUGGGUUUUUAGUAUUUUUUUUUUCUUUUUGAUUAACCUUUGAUACAUUUCUAGGAAUCAGCAUGUGCAGUUUGAGGUUAUUCAAUGUAUUGCGAUAUCGAUAUCAGUGUUUUUUU
Molecule: messenger RNA, 642 nt
Organism: Ipomoea nil (Japanese morning glory)
Lineage: Eukaryota; Viridiplantae; Streptophyta; Magnoliopsida; Solanales; Convolvulaceae
Product: CASP-like protein 1C1
Exons: 3
Coding region: 8-496 (162 amino acids)
Source: RefSeq, a predicted model, not a curated record